GUUGCUAACUUUAAUUAUUUUCAUUCCCACACUUCAUCAGUGUAGUCUUCGUUCUCGCCUGAGUAGGAUCAGCUGAAAAUUAUAAUAAGUUCUUAAAGUUUUUCAUAAGCAGAAAACGAAGACAGUUGAUGCAAUAAAGUCAAGUUCGCAAUCGAAUAUUUUGCUUUUCAACUUGAAUUGAUAUUAUUGUUGAUAUCUAAAUAUAAAAAAUGAGUGACGAUCAGGAUUCUUAUGACCCAUGCGAGUGCGUUUUCUCUCACGAAUUUGCAAUGAGACGGCUUUUAAAUUUGCUGAGACAUGGACAAAGUGAAUGCACUGAUUACGAAUGCAGGGAUUUAGUGACUCCUCAAACUGUCACUGUUAGUCCGAGUUCCGAUUCAUCUGAUAACUUCACAUUCAUGAUAUUUAUGAUGAUUGCUGCUGUGAUUUUGUACCUAAUCAGACCGAAUUCCUUACGCAGACGUGACGAAGGCUUGAACAAAACAUCAAGAGAUGACCAUCCAUCAAGAGAUGACCAACCCCCAACAGCUAACUGAUGAAUUAACACGAGACAUUGAAAUAUUUCAAGCAGGGCCUGAAAGUUUUUAGUUUAACAAUUUUCCAAGAUCUGCACAUUGAAAACAAAAUCCAAUAAGUUUCUUUUAAAACUUUCAGUUGUUCCCUGACAAUUUACUUCCACUAGACAACAUCAUCAACAACAUUCUAAACCUCCUUGGAAUCUUAAAGUUCCUCUAAUAGAAACUAAAUAUUUUCUUAUUGUUUUUCAAUAGAAAUUUGCUGUUUAAUUUUAUUUCUUCUUCUCUAUUUUUUUCUUUCUCCAAUUAUCUAAGAUAAUCUUAAAAUUAAAAUUAACAUAACUUGCAUAAAAAUUAUAAAAGAAAGAUGUAUUUAAAUGCAAUUAAUUAUAAUUAUUUUUUAAUUAACCCUUUUAUUUGAAAUUUAGCAUUCAUUGUGUGUUUCUGUAGAUGAAUUAUUUAUCAUUGUCAAAAGCGAAACUUUCAAUAUUGAAAGUCAAGUCGGCACACAAAUCAAAGUGAAAUAAAUUUUUUCUAUCAAUUCAAUUUCAUAAAUUUUGUCAUUCUUUGUGAUGAUCUUUUUGAAAGAUUCGAACCUUCUUGAUGAUUGUUUUCAUCUUCUCAUACUUUCCCGUUGAUUCAGAGAGAUUCUCAAAAUUAAUAACAUCACAGACUCCUUCUUGAAACUUUUCACCAUCAGGUAGGGAAUUGCAACCACUAAAUGAAGGCAGUACUGGACAUCCAUAAAUGGUCGCGUCAACUAAUCCGGUUCUCUCUUCUCCAUUUGAUAUUUGAUGCGAUGAGUUUUUUGCACAAUUAUCUCGAUUCUCAUUUUCACUAUUUUCAAUGAUUGUCUCCUUCAUGUGAUUUUGUUUUGAAAUUAUUAUUUGUGACGACAUAGUUGGUGUGAUGUUAACAGAUGACGACGAUUCAUGAUUGACAAUUUCAUUUUGAUUUAAUGAUUCGCAAGAAUCAUCUUUAAUUUCUCCGUCUUCCAUUGGCUCGGAAUCACACAUGGAAUUGUCACCAGGUAUUGGUGGCUCAGGAGAUGAAGUAACAGGGAAUGGUGGAUUCUCUUCAUCAGCAUCAUCUUCAAGAUCCAUGUCAGCAACCCCAUCUGAAGUUUUAUUGUCUUCGUUUGUGUCCACAAAAGAUAACGAUUGAUUAAGUUUUGUUUUCUUAUACCCAUUAACAACAGCUUCGCCUAGAGAUUGAAUAAAUUCAUCUUUGGAUUGUUGUAGAUUCAUUGGCGGUACUUCGUACAUUCUAAACAUGUCAGCAAAUGGUUUUUCAGGAGAAACGUUGAAUCCAGGAAAAUCAUAAAUUUUCUGUAAAUCAUAUUUGAAGUCGCUUACAUCCGUUUCGCCUAAAUCUUCAUCAGGUUGCAGUUGCUUCAAAUUUCUAUCAACAAACAUUGAUAACCCGCUGUUAUGAAUUUUGGAUUCUUCAAUCCAACCUGGAGGAUAGUUGAGCAGUCGCAUACGAUAAACAUGAAGCGGAAUUUCGUUAGACUUCAAUCCUAAUGCUGUUUUCAGUUCAUCGCUUAUCUUUCCAGGAAUCAAAUGUCCAUAUUCAUUAUCAUUAUCAUUGUGAUAACGUAAAUCACGUUUGUUAAAUUCAUUCCUUGCUUUGUUCACUUUUUUCAUAUUACGAGGCUCAGGACAAUCUCGUAGUGAAUGAUUCUCUUUAUCGCAAUUGAAGCAUAUAUUUCUCGAUGGUGAAUUUGUUAACUUCUUUGAAGAAUCUUCUUUUAUUCCAGUUAAUAUUGUUUUUCCAAACGAUGAUCUGUAAGUUGGAGUCGAUUCAGCUUCUUUUACAUUUUUACUGUUUGGAGUACUAUCUAUGAGAAAUCCAUCACUUUUUUUAACAACCUUCUCAGAUAUCUGAAUCCGAUUGUUUGACAUAUCAUCGUGAAUGUUCAUAUCAUCAAUCUUUGAUUUGUAAUAAUUUUUCACAAGUGCGAUGAAUUCUUCCUGGAAUGCUAGAUAUGUUUUACGAUUAUGGAAUUUGAUGUCAAUAAGCAUUUUUGACUGUUUGGGAUCGUCUUUUACUAUCGCAUCAUCCAAAAAUCCAGCUGAAAGUAUGGAUUUUACAGAUUCAAAAGUCAAUGACAUGACUUCAUUCCAAAAUUUAACACAAAAUUCAUAUUGCCGUCUGUGUCUCGAAUACUUUGACGAAAACGAAACGCAAAUUACAAUAAAUAAUCAAAUCAACAAUCAAUUUUUAGAAAUAACUCAAACUACACUCACUGCUUCGGAAAAUUACUCAAAAGUUAUUUGUGACAAUUGCUUCGAAUUAUUCAAAGAUUUUACGAUUUUGAGACGGAAAUUAAUUGAUAAUCAAAAGACGUUGAAAAAAAUUUAUAAUUCGCAAAAAGAAAAUAAAAAGAAAUUGAAAAGAGAUGAAAUAUUUACGAGCACGAAACUAGACUUUGAAAAAGGCGAAGUAAACCAAGAACUGACUGUUUCUGAUGAAGAUUUGGACGAGCUCAAUACCUUCGAAAAACUUAAAUUUCCUUAUCAGAAAAAUGAUAACAAGAAACAUGAACUAGAAGAAAGCGAAGUAAACCAAGAACUGACUGUUUCUGAUGAAGAUUUGGACGAGCUCAAUACCUUCGAAAAACUUAAAUUUCCUUAUCACAAAAAUGAUAACACGAAACAUGAUUUAGAAGAAGGCGAAGUAAACCUAGAACUGACUUUUUAUGAUGAAGACGAGACAACUACGAACGGAAAUCUUACCGCUGCUAAUGAUAUGAAGAUGUGCGGUAUUUGUGGUCUUUGGUGUGCUUCUAGUUCUUAUGAAAAUCAUUACGAAAGAGUUCACUUAAAUCAAAGAAAAUAUUUUUGUGACCAUUGUGGACAUUCAGCUUUCUAUAAACAUCAUCUUAUUGAUCAUACCAGAGCUCACCUUAAAAUCAGACCUUUCAGUUGUCACAUAUGCAGUGCAACUUUUACAUUCAAGCAGAAUUUGAAACGACAUUUGGCAAUUCACGUAGGCGAUUUUGUUUGUAGCAUUGAUGGUUGCUCUACUGGUUUUAAUUCUAAAUAUGCAUUGAAUCUUCAUAAAAAGAAAAAUCAUGAAAGUUUUCGUUGCAAAUGCAAAAGGAACUUUUCAAAUAAAUUCAUGCUAAGUCAACACCAAGAACAACCUUGUGACAAUAAAACUUGUCAUGUGUGCGGAAAAAGUUUCGUUACUGUAAGAAAUUUGAAGAUACAUUUAGAUAUUCAUCAAUCUCCGAAAUUUCACUGUGAGAUUUGUAAAAAAAAAUUUCAUGGACAAGAAACUUUAAAAAUGCAUAUAAAAAAUAUGCACAAUGAUUGCAAGGAGUUUCAUUGUCAAUAUUGUGAUGCUGAGUUUGCUAAGAAGGCAUCAUUGGAGAAUCACAUUCGUGUAGUUCAUUUAAAGCAGAAAUUGCCUUGUAAAGUUCGCGGUUGUAAUGAAAGUUUUUCGCAUAAAGGUCUUUUCAAAAAACAUAUUUUGGCAUUCCAUUCUGAUCUUGGACAAACAGAAGUCAAUCGAUUAAUGGAUGAAAUCAAAACAAUGCAAUUUACAUUCAAAGAUGAAACAGAAAAUCAAAUGAACAAGACUGACUGUGAAUAA
Messenger RNA from Clunio marinus, 4115 nucleotides. NCBI's taxonomy places the organism in Eukaryota, Metazoa, Arthropoda, Insecta, Diptera, Chironomidae. The record is from the annotation of a GenBank genome assembly.